Insectozyma verbasci is the source of this 2793-nucleotide messenger RNA. The record is from the annotation of a GenBank genome assembly. Lineage: Eukaryota; Fungi; Ascomycota; Pichiomycetes; Serinales; Debaryomycetaceae.
AUGUCUGGUAGAAGAAGAGCUUAUCCACAACCACAAUAUACUGCUGGUCCAACUGGAUCUGUUACUUCACCUCCAACAGCUAAUCAAUUCCAACAACAACAACAACAACAACAACAACAACCUAGUCAAGCUUAUGGUAUUGAUCAAACUCAACAACUAUUUCAACAAAUGAACAUAAAUCAACAACAAGCUCCUGCUAGUGCUACUCAACAAUAUUACCAACAAUCUACUCCUCAACAACAACAACAGCAACAACCUUUAUAUGGCCAAGGCAUGGGUGGAAUUCCUCCUGCAACUGGUAUGGGAGCACAAGGUGUAACUCAACCUGUUGGUUAUAAUACAGGUUAUAAUACCCAACAACCAAUACAUCAACAAAAUUUACAAGGUGCCACUACAUUAAAUGCAUUAUAUACAACUGAUUUAUCAAGAGAUUUACCACCACCAAUUGCCGAAUUAUCAUUUCCUCCUCCACCAAUAACGUUACCAGAUCAAACUACUUUAAUUCCUGGUUCAAAAACUGCUAAUGCAUCACCUGAUUAUUUUAGAUCUACUUUAAAUGUUGUCCCUAAUAAUUCCUCAUUAUUAAAAAAAUCAAAAUUACCCUUGGCAUUAGUUGUAAAACCUUAUAAUGCAUUAAAAAUUGAAGAUGAAAAUGUUCCAGUAACUUGUGAUACUACAAUUAGUAGAUGUAGAAGAUGUCGUGGUUAUAUUAAUCCUUUUAUUACUUUAGCUGAAGGUGGUAGAAGAUGGAGAUGUAAUUUUUGUAAUUUAUUAAAUGAUAUUCCAAGUGCUUUUGAUUAUGAUGAAAUUAGUGGCCAAGUCAAAAAUAAAUUUGAUAGAGUAGAAUUGAAUCAUUCAGUUGUUGAAUUUAUUGCACCAAAAGAAUAUAUGGCAAGAGCCCCACAACCAAUUGUUUAUACUUUUAUAAUUGAUGUGUCAAUUCAUGCUGUUCAAAGUGGGUUAACUGGUACUAUUACAAGAACUAUUUUAGAAAGUUUAGAUAGAAUACCAAAUGAAAAUAAAACUGCAAGAAUUUCAUUUAUUGGUGUUGAUUCAAAUUUACAUUAUUUUAGAUUUAAUGAAGGAAUUGAAGGUACUGAAAUUAUGGUUGUUGCUGAUAUUGAUGAACCAUUUUUACCUUUACCAAAUGGUUUAUUAGUUAAUUUAGAUGAAAAUAGAGAAGCUAUUGAAAAAUUAUUAUUAGAUUUCCCAAGUUAUUUUGAAAAUACAGCAAAUCAAGGUUUUGCAUUAGGUCCUGCAUUAAAAGCUGGUCAUAAAUUAAUUUCUAAUAUUGGUGGUAAAUUAGUUUGUUUUGCUGCUACUUUACCAAAUAUUGGUGAAGGUAAAUUAACAUUAAGAGAUGAAGCUUCUGUUUCAGGUAAACCAAAAGAAGCUAAAGCUUUAUUAACACCAGCUGAUGCAUUUUAUAAAUCAUUUGCUGUUACAUGUAAUUCAUCACAAGUUACAGUUGAUUUAUUUUUAACUUCAAAUGCAUAUCAAGAUGUUGCAACUUUAUCAAAUUUACCAAGAUAUACUGCUGGUCAAACUCAUUUUUAUCCAGCAUGGACGCUGCAAAAAUAUGAAGAUGUUGCAAAAUUAUCAAAAGAAGUUAGUGAUCAUUUAUCACAAGAUAUUGCAUUAGAAGCUGUUUUAAGAGUAAGAGGUUCUACCGGUUUUAGAAUGUCAUCAUUUUAUGGUAAUUUUUUCAAUAGAUCUUCAGAUUUAUGUUCAUUCCCCACAUUCCCAAGAGAUCAAUCAUAUUUAAUUGAAAUGUCAAUUGAGGAGACUAUAAAUAAACCAAUUGUUUAUUUCCAAGCUGCUGUUUUACAUUCAACUUCAUUUGGUGAAAGAAGAAUUAGAGUUAUGAAUUUAGCAUUACCAGUUUCAUCAAAAUUAGUUGAUAUUUAUGCAUCAGCUGAUCAAUUGGCAAUUGCAAAUUAUUUUACCCAUAAAGCUAUUGAAAAAGCAUUAUCUUCAUCAUUACCAGAAUCAAGAGAAUACUUAAUAGCAAGGGUUGUUGAUAUUUUAAAUGUUUAUAGAAAAGAAUUAGUUGCUGGAAAUGUUUCUGGUGCAUCACCUUUACAAGUGUCAACAAAUUUAAGAAUGUUACCAUUAUUAUUAUUUUGUUUAACAAAACAUUUAGGUUUUAGAAGUGAUAGAGUUCCAUCAGAUCAUAGAGCAGCAGCUUUAAAUAAUUUAGGUUCAUUACCAAUUCCUCAAUUAAUUAAAUCAAUUUAUCCAACUGUUUAUUCAUUACAUAAUAUGCCUGAUACUUGUGGAUUACCAGGAACAAAAGAGGAAACUGAAGAAGAAGAAGAAGAAGAAUCAGAGAAAGAAGUAGUUGAUGUUGUUUUACCCGAACCAAUCAACGAUUCAAAAGCUUCAUGGGAAAAUUAUGGUUUAUAUUUAAUUGAUAAUGGUAGUGAAUUAUUUUUAUGGGUUUCAGGUAAUGUUGUUGUUGAUUUAGUUCAUGAUUUAUUUGGAGCUGAAGAUAUUUAUAAAGUUACGACUGGUAAAACAGAAUUACCAGAAAAAUCAUAUGAAGAAAGUGAAUUUAAUUAUAGAGUUCGUCAAAUUAUUGGAAAAAUUAGAGAACAAAACGAUUCAAUUAUAUGGAAAAAUCUUUAUGUUGUAGUUGGAGCUUCAUCAACUGAACCAAUUGAAAUUUCACAACAAAGAGAUUUGAUGGCAUUAAGAAUGUGGGCUUCAAGUUGUUUAGUUGAAGAUAAAUCAGGUAGUGAACCUUCAUAUAGAGAUUUUUUAACAUCUUUAAAAUCAAAAGUUAGUCAAUAG